CUGCUCUGAACCCGUCGCUCUCCUCCGGUCUUCUCAUCACAUCUUCUGGAAAAGGAGCAGGAAUCAUGCAUUACCUUCUGCUGACCUCUUCUGUCAUGGCACUCAUUUACAUCACAGCGGAAGGACAUAUCCAGGUUUUCCAGAAACCGCGUUUCUUUGGUGUUAAAACUGGCCGCACCGUCAUGAUUUACUGUGUGGCAUCUAAUCCAUCUCUUCCCACUCGAGUGGAAUGGCUGAAAGCUCGUGCAUACAAAGACCACCCGUACCCACUGAAAACUAACCAGAGAACCAUUAAGAUGGAGAAGACGUCCAUUAGAAACGCCUCCAUCACCAUCAAGAAAGUGGAUAUUGAGGACAGCGGCGUUUACUUCUGCAAACUGAACAAUACUAUGGGACCAGGAACUGAACUGCAAGUGUCCAGACACAGUGAUCCCCAAUCUAUCCUGAAGAGAUCGAGAAUCAAAGAUAUCUUCAUCUUUCUUCAGGGUUUCCUGCUGAUUUUGUGUGUCAUUGUUCCUCUGGUCCUGCUUUAUAAACAGGAGAAGAAAGAAGAUGCCGUUUAUGAAGAACCUGAAGUUGACCACACGUAUGAGGGUUUGGAAAUCGAUCAUUGCGGUGAUAUAUAUGAGGACAUCUCUACUUUGGCUCCGGGGCCAGAUGCAGUUUGGGAAGUUGAAUCGCCGGACCAGGAGUGAGAAAGAACCUUAGACAGCCGUCAGAAUGUUGAUCCACUGGACAGUAAGAAGGGCCUUUACAAUUUAAAGGGUCCGACAUUUUAUCAUUACAUAUGUAAUGCAAGCUUGACACAAGCCCCGAUCAUUCAUAUAUAUACAAUCUACAUACUGACAUUCUAAUAGACGGUUUCAAAGUGACAACAUAAACAAACGUUACUGCGCAUGCACGCGUUCGUGGACUGCCCUGAACUUCCGGUACACAUUUUCAAAUAGGGUGCAUGCAGAUUAUUUCUAAUAACAAGCAAAAGAAAACGAGAAGAACCGUUACUUGGCUAAACUUGAAUUUAAAGCUAAACUUGAAUUUAGACUGUGAUACCAAGCUCAGCCGCUAGAUGUCAAUGUUUCUUUAAAUGCGACCAAACUAAUGGACUCGUUCAACAAUUGUUUAUUUAAUAAAACGAACAUACAACAAAAUUCAAUAAAUCGUUUAUUUAAUACAAUUGUUAUACAAUAAUUUAACAAUACACAUUAAUAUUAACAUAAAUGAAAUAAAAUAUAAAUAGUUAUAUUAUCACAGACCGGAAGUUAACUGCAGUCCCGGCGCGCGCGUCCACCGUCCAAUAAUGUGGUUGUGGCUAGAGGGGUUACAGCCACGGCCGGAAGGGAUAUAAAAUCUCUCCAUAAAAUUACAAUAAAUUACAUUAGCUAACGCCUACCCCAACCCUAAACCUCACCUUACAAUAAUAAAAAAAUAGUAAUUAACUGUUGUCGGCGUGACUAAAAUAAUGCGGUAUUGAAGUGCGCAUGCCCAGUGGAGAAAGCUGUAUCCAUUUUGGCCACAACCGACUAUACGUGUCAUGUGUUUAACUUUUUUUGUACAGGAUAUGUUUUGUUACUGUUUGUUUUAUUCAUUUUAAUGUACCGUGAUCUGUGUGUUUGUUAUAUGAAUAGACAUUAAUGGUGCUCUGCGCUCAGAUAAAGUAGGCCUACUGCUUAUAUUGAUGAAAAUAUUAUUUGCAAAUAGUUCAUUUUUUUGACCCCUCCCCUUUUUACAAGAAACCCCUUAGUGUUGAGUGCCGUAUCAGUUUUUAGUUUUUCCCUCUUUCUCUGUUUUUACUUUUACAGACGCCGCCAUUGGUUCAAUUUAGCCUAUUUGGUUAUUAAUCACUGGUACCAGUUUGUAACUCUUUGUAUUUUUGUAUGUAUAAAUUCAUAUCUGGUCUGUGCACAAAAUGUUGAAUAUCUUUGAAUUUAUUCUAUAUUGAAUAUUCUUACCAUUAUUUAAUUUCGUUUUCUCAUUUGUCAUUGCUUACAUUUUCUCAAAAUGGGCCCCUGCACAGUUCAACAUCACUUUUGUUUAGUUUCCCUGUUGAAAAAAACAGCAUAUGCUGGUUUGGUAUGUUUUGGUGCUGUGCUGGUCCUUAGCUGGUUUAAGCUGGCCAAACCAGCAUCAAAAUGUACCUAACCCAGCAUAUGCUGUUUUUUCAACAGGGUUGUUUUGGGCUUGAUACUUUUAAUUAUGUAAGAUAAGCUUGUGACACGGCGUAGUUUAUCUAAUGAAAUGGUCUUUCAUAGGUGUCCGGCCAUUAAUGUUUAUUCACAAAUCAUUAAAAAACAACUCAACAACCUCCAUCACUCCAGAAACCCACUGUGCUAUUCACCAGGGUCUGUCAUCCAUGAAAGAGGCCCGAACUCUGUUAAAUACUUAAUAGUCAGUUAAAUGAAAAGGCAUGAGUCUACAAAUCAAUAAAAAUAAUAAUUAAAAUAAAUCUAUAUUAACCAUAGAAAAUAAUAAACCGACAUUAAGUACAUAGAACUAACAUGCGUGUGAUGCCUACUUUCAUAUCACAAUAGUAGGCUAAUGAAUCCUAUUAUGAUUGGCUUCUAUUUAUAUUGGCUGUUACGCUUCAUUUUGUUUUGUUUUACAUAUUUUGUUCCUGCUUUAUAUCCCUCUCUUUUAAGUGGUCCUUGAAAACGUUGAAGACCCCUGAAGCGGUGUGAUUUAGUGUUAACUACAAAGGUGAAAGUGUAGCUCUAUCUAGCGGAAACAUAUGAGAACUACAGUUUACACAGAACUCAAAUAAAAGUGUAUUUCUUCCACUGAAUUAAUGUCAUGACUGUUUUCCUGAUUAUUAAACUAAUCGUGUGUUUAUACUACAUUGAAUAUUAAAAGUGUUUUUAUGUAUUGUUGACAAAAUAAAUAAUUUUGGAGUGUAAAAUUUGAGUUGUAAGAUGACCCAUCCGGAAAAUUAUGUUUAUUUGAAAAUGUCAUCAGAUCCAAGUGACCAAAGUUGAGUAAAGUAAAGU
Triplophysa rosa is the source of this 2981-nucleotide messenger RNA. RefSeq names its product CD79b molecule, immunoglobulin-associated beta (gene cd79b). Gene Ontology annotation, biological process: B cell differentiation; B cell receptor signaling pathway. The record is from RefSeq and is a predicted model, not a curated record. Gene Ontology annotation, cellular component: B cell receptor complex; external side of plasma membrane. The coding region runs from base 66 to 695 and encodes 209 amino acids. NCBI's taxonomy places the organism in Eukaryota, Metazoa, Chordata, Actinopteri, Cypriniformes, Nemacheilidae. The transcript is spliced from 5 exons.